AUGUGUGCUGCAGUUGGGAAACAUGGCCAAUGCCUCCAAACAUUCAAAACACGCAAUAGAAUUGGUUAUAACAAGGGUUUCGACAUCGGACCUGCAAGACCGUCUCUGAGAUGGAAAAGUUCUCAGAGUUCGCAACAGCAUUUUGCAACUACAAUUUUUUCCGGAAUACAACCCACGGGUGUGCCGCACCUAGGAAAUUACCUUGGUGCUCUGCGUGAGUGGGUUAAAAUACAAGAUACCGCCACCACUGACACUAAGUUAAUAUUUUCCAUUGUCGAUUUGCAUGCAUUAACGGUGCCUCAACAAGGGCACCAACUGAGGAAAUGGAGAAGGGAGGCAUUUGCAACGUUGAUAGCCGUUGGUUUAGAUCCCAAACGUUCGACAAUAUUCUAUCAAUCUGCCGUUCAUCACCAUGCUGAGCUAUUCUGGAUUCUGAGUACUGUAGCAUCUACGGGUUACCUAUCUCGGAUGACUCAAUGGAAGAGCAAACUUCAACUGCCAGAAGACACUACCUUGGAAAAUGCAGAGGUUCGGUCGAAGCUACGCCUCGGACUUUUUUCAUAUCCAGUGCUCCAGGCUGCGGAUAUCCUGGUUCAUAGAGCUACCCAUGUUCCAGUCGGAGAGGACCAAAGGCAACAUCUGGAAUUCUCCAGGAAUACCGCAAAUAGCUUCAACCACCUCUACGGAACAGUAUUCCCGUCUCCGGAAGCACUGAUUUCUCCCGCAAAGAGAGUGAUGUCUCUGAAGGAACCAACGCUCAAAAUGUCAAAAUCUCAUGUUGACGAACGUUCAAGAAUCACACUCACAGAUUCCCCCGAGGACAUUCGGCAAAAGGUUAAAGCUGCACUUACAGACUCGGAGCCUGGCAUAACCUAUGAUCCGAUUUGCCGGCCAGGUAUAUCCAACCUCAUAGAGAUCCUAAGCCAUCUCGAAGAAAACUCGUGCUUCGAAAUCGCAUCACGGUACGAGUCGGCGAGUCCACGAGCUCUCAAGGAGCACCUGUCAGAAAGAAUCUGUGACGCAUUAUCUCCGAUUAAAGAGAAGUUCAAUGCCACUAUCUCAGACGGCCGUAAUUUAGACGUCAUUUCAGAGGAAGGAGCCCAGAAAGCACGUGCCAAUGCCGAGAUCACUAUGAAGAAGGUCCGAGAAACUAUGGGGCUAUGA
Molecule: messenger RNA, 1164 nt
Organism: Aspergillus puulaauensis
Lineage: Eukaryota; Fungi; Ascomycota; Eurotiomycetes; Eurotiales; Aspergillaceae
Gene: MSW1
Product: tryptophan--tRNA ligase MSW1
Exons: 5
Coding region: 1-1164 (387 amino acids)
Biological process (GO): mitochondrial tryptophanyl-tRNA aminoacylation
Cellular component (GO): mitochondrion; mitochondrial matrix
Molecular function (GO): ATP binding; tryptophan-tRNA ligase activity
Source: RefSeq, a predicted model, not a curated record